Radiomyces spectabilis is the source of this 964-nucleotide messenger RNA. RefSeq lists its product as uncharacterized. The transcript has 2 exons. Gene Ontology annotation, biological process: regulation of transcription by RNA polymerase II; regulation of cell cycle. Lineage: Eukaryota; Fungi; Mucoromycota; Mucoromycetes; Mucorales; Radiomycetaceae. The record is from RefSeq and is a predicted model, not a curated record. The coding region runs from base 208 to 828 and encodes 206 amino acids. Gene Ontology annotation, molecular function: DNA-binding transcription factor activity, RNA polymerase II-specific; RNA polymerase II transcription regulatory region sequence-specific DNA binding. Gene Ontology annotation, cellular component: transcription regulator complex; nucleus.
AAAAAAAAACUGAAACGAUCCACUCAAGUUGAUCCCGAGCAGCGACCCAUUCAUAAAGGUCUACGCCACUUUAGUAAACAGGUUUGCAACAAGGUGGCUCACCAUGGUGUUACCACGUACAACGAGGUAAAUCAUUACAAAACUCUCCUUUUGACCGCGGUGAACCGCCCAACUGACAAUGGAUAAUAGGUAGCUGAUGAAUUGGCAAUGGAGUUUCAAUACGCGCUUGAUGAGGAUAAGCCGGUGUUUGAUCAGAAAAAUGUGCGACGUCGGGUGUACGACGCCUUGAAUGUUCUGAUGGCGAUGGAUAUCAUUGCCAAAGACAAGAAGGAGAUCCGAUGGCUCGGUAUUCCAUCGUGUUUCCGAUCCGACAACGCAUCCGAGAAGCAUGAAGCGGAUCUAUUAGAAGAAAUCAAGAAAGAGCAAUGUCUUCAAGACGAGUUAUCAAGUACGGUGGACCAGUUGCAAACCACAGUACGGGACCAUAUUUUUCGCCAGCUAAUCUUACGUCAGUUGAUUUGGCGCAAUGUCAACAAUCCGUGCAAGGACAAACAGAUCUUUCCGCUUCCUUUAUUUCUUCUAUGUCCAUCCUCAGCAGAUGAGGUUCAUAUCGAGUUAUCCGAGAACCAACGAUCGGCCGUCAUUACCUGUAACAGCUCCCUAGACGGUCGAGCAAUAUUUGAAGACAUUGACGUUCUGGAUCGGCUGAACCUUGAUUCCUUCCGUCCCCAAGACUGGCCAUGCGACGCUUCACCAUUACCGUUAUCCAAACCAUCGAUCAACAAUCUUCCCACCUCGCCGUCGUCUUCAACCUCCUCUGAUGCAUGAUCCUAACCCGAAAUAUCCGUUUCAUUUUUUUUCUUUAUGUUCAUUUCCCUCUUGUUUUUCUCCCCUCAUAUUGCCUCGUUUUCAUUUUUUUCUUUUUAUGAUCAACAGAGCAAGGUGUGUUUUUUCUUUUACCUUU